CUAUUAAACUAAAAUACAAGAAGCAUAACCCUCAAACACAGCUGCCCACAGGAUUUGAAAAAGAGAAGCAAAAGUAAAGGUAAAGAAAAUCUCCCUUUUGUAUCUCUGGUUUGCCGAGACAUGGCCAUCUCGGACAUCUCUUUAGACUCCGAGACACCAUUCCUUGAGGACGCCGUGGAGGGUGUUGUGGACUACAGAGGUGUUCCAGCCAAGAGAUCUAGAUCUGGUGGUUGGAGGUCUGCCUCUUUCAUCAUCGGUGUGGAACUGGCGGAGAGGAUUGCUUACUAUGGCAUAUCAUUCAAUCUUAUAAGCUAUCUUACGGGGCCACUGGGGCAGUCCAUGGCCGUGGCUGCCCAGAACGUUAAUACAUUUAGCGGGGCUGGGUGUCUACUCCCUUUGCUUGGGGCAUUCGUUGCAGAUUCCUUUCUGGGUCGAUAUCGCACUAUUGUUAUUGCAUCUCUUCUCUACAUCCUGGGACUAGGCUUGUUAACCCUGUCGGCUAUGCUUCCUUCUCUGAUCCCUUCCUUCUGCCAAAACAUUGACAAUCCUCCCCAGUUCCAAGUAGUCUUAUUCUUUUUCUCUCUAUAUCUAGUAACAAUUGGCCAAAGUGGGCACAAGCCUUGCACUCAGGCUUUUGGAGCUGACCAAUUUGAUGGACAACAUCCAGAGGAGUGCAAAGCUAAGAGCUCGUUCUUCAACUGGUGGUAUUUUGCUCUAUGCAGUGGUAUUUCAGUAGCUUUCUUGAUCUUGAGCUACAUUCAAGAAAAUCUUAACUGGGUUCUUGGAUUUGGAAUCCCCUGCAUUGUCAUGGUGGCAGCGCUGCUCCUUUUCUUGCUUGGAACUAAGACUUACCGUUAUAGUAUCAACACCAAUGAGGAAAACCCAUUUGUGAGAAUUGGCAAGGUGUUUGUUGAAGCAACUAGGAAUUGGAGAACCAUGCCAUCACUGAAAACUGCAGAGGAGGUUGCUGGAGAGACCCUGCCUCACCAUGGUUCCCAUCAGUUCAAUUGUGACAGGUUUCUCAGCAAGGCCUUGCUUACACUAGACUGUUCGAAGGAGGAUGGAAAGGCAUGUAGCUUCAGUGACGUUGAAGAAGCGAAGGCAGUUCUAAAGCUGUUUCCCAUAUGGAUUACUAGUUUGGUGUUUGGUAUCUUGCCAGCACAAUUAUCCACUUUCUUUACCAAGCAAGGAAUUACUAUGGAUAGAUCAACUGGCUUGGGUUUUGACAUACCGGCUGCUUCACUUCAAUCCUUGAAUACCACCACCAUUGUCAUCUUCAUUCCCAUAUAUGACCGCAUUUUGGUUCCUAUUGCAAGACAUUUAACCAGGAAGCCUUCUGGCUUAUCAAUGCUUCAGAGAAUUGGAACGGGGAUGUUUUUAUACAUCAUUUCAAUGGUAAUUGGAGCAUUAAUAGAGGUGAAACGGCUCAAGAAAGCUGAAGAACACGGCCUGGUUGAUACACCAAAUGUGACCAUUCCAAUGAGCGUGUGGUGGUUGGUUCCUCAAUAUGUAUUGUCUGGAGUUGGGGAUGCGUUAGCCAUGGUAGGUUUUCAAGAAUUUUUCUAUGAUCAGGCCCCAAAUGAAUUAAGGAGUGUUGGUAUUGCCCUCAACCUCAGUAUUUUUGGGUUAGGGAGCUUCCUGAGCAGCUUUCUCAUCUCUGCCAUUGAUAAAGUAACCGGUGGAGAUGGCCAUGAUAGCUGGUUCAAUGAUAACCUCAAUAAAGCACAUCUUGAUUACUUUUAUUGGCUUCUUGUUGGGCUCGGUCUAUUAGGAUUGGCUGGUUAUUUGUAUUUUGCAAAAUCUUACAUUUAUAAUAAGAGAGGUAUUGUAUGAAUGCACUUCAUUAAUCAUAAGACCCUAAAUGAUCAGUGGCAGAGCCAGCAAAUAGCUUGAGUGGGGCAACAUGUAACUCUUUAUUUAGGGGGGACAAAAGUUGCAAAUGGCCCGGGGGAGCAACAUGUAACUCUUUAUUUAAGGGGGACAAAAGUUGAACAAAAAACAUUUAUUGUCUAGUGGUAAAUAAAGAAAUUCUUCUUUGGAUCCA
This is a messenger RNA of Vitis riparia (riverbank grape), 2044 nucleotides long. Its product is annotated as protein NRT1/ PTR FAMILY 5.10-like. Gene Ontology annotation, cellular component: membrane. Gene Ontology annotation, biological process: transmembrane transport; dipeptide transport. The transcript has 4 exons. The record is from RefSeq and is a predicted model, not a curated record. Lineage: Eukaryota; Viridiplantae; Streptophyta; Magnoliopsida; Vitales; Vitaceae. Bases 121 to 1833 code for a protein of 570 amino acids. Gene Ontology annotation, molecular function: dipeptide transmembrane transporter activity; tripeptide transmembrane transporter activity.